AUGGCAUUGACACAACAACUUGUUCAAGGGACUUCUUCUCUUUGUACCAAUGAAAUCAUGCAAACGAUUCACUGUUUUUCUCGGCAUGUAACCUCUGUUUCAUUAACGCCCACAACGUGUUCGACGAAAAGCCCCAAAGAACGAACAGUUAAAAAGAACUCUGGGUUAAUAUCUACAAGACAACAAGUAGACCCCAAGAGAGAAUUAUCUCGUAUCCUGAGAACAGACGCUGCUGUUAAGAGCAUAGAGAGGAAAGCCAACUCAGAAAAGUACAACACUUUAUGGCCAAAAGCCGUUCUUGAAGCACUUGAUGACGCCAUCAAAGAGAAUCGAUGGCAAUCUGCACUCAAGAUUUUUAGUCUUCUUAGGAAGCAGCACUGGUACGAACCAAGAUGCAAAACCUACACAAAACUCUUCAAAGUUCUUGGCAACUGCAAACAGCCUGAGCAAGCUAGCUUACUCUUCGAACUAAUGUUAUCCGAAGGAUUAAAACCAACCAUCGACGUCUACACAUCUCUCAUAUCCGUCUACGGCAAAUGCGAGCUUCUAGAAAAAGCCUUCACCACGCUUGAAUACAUGAAAUCAGUUAGUGACUGCACCCCAAACGUCUACACUUUCACCGUUCUCAUCAGCUGCUGCUGUAAACUUGCUCGCUUUGAUCUAGUCAAACGCGUCCUCCUCGAGAUGUCACACCUUGGAGUUAACUGCAGCACGGUUACUUACAAUACUAUUCUUGAUGGGUAUGGAAAGUUAGGCAUGUUUGAGGAGAUGGAAGAUGUUUUAGCUGAUAUGAUUGAGGAUGGAGAUUCUCUUCCAGAUGUUUUCACUUUAAAUUCAAUCAUCGGUUCUUAUGGAAAUGGUGGUGACAUUAGGAAGAUGGAGAGCUGGUAUAACCGGUUCCAGCUUAUGGGAGUGGAGCCAGACAUCACUACUUUUAACAUACUGAUCCUGUCCUUUGGAAAAGCUGGGAUGUAUAAGAAGAUGAGCUCUGUUUUGGAUUACAUGGAGAAGAGAUUCUUCUCCCCGACGGUUGUUACCUACAAUAUAGUGAUAGAGACGUUUGGGAAAGCGGGGAGGAUCGAGAAGAUGGAGGAUGUGUUCAGGAAGAUGAAGUAUCAAGGAGUGAAACCUAACUCAAUCACUUACUGUUCGGUUGUUAACGCGUAUAGCAAAGCUGGUCUUGUGGUUAAGAUAGAUUCUGUUCUGAGGCAGAUAGUGAAUUCAGAUGUGGUGUUGGAUACGGUGUUCUUUAACUGCAUAAUCAAUGCGUAUGGUGAAGCUGGUGAUUUGGCUACGAUGAAGGAGUUGUACAUACAGAUGGAAGAGAGGAAAUGUAAGCCUGAUAAAAUCACUUUUGCUACUAUGGUGAAGACUUAUGCUGCUCAUGGGAUAUUUGAUGCGGUUCGUGAACUCGAGAAGCAGAUGAUUUCCACUUGUGAGAGUUCAGGUAAGAAGAGGCUUAUGGGGUAGAUGUGGUGAUUUGGUUUGUUGAAUCCAGUAAUCUCCUAGUGAAAUGCAGAAGGAACUUGAAAAUUUGUUCAAACUAAGAUGACUCACACGAGCCUGUAACUUAAGUUACUGUAAUCUGCAUGGUCAUGAAGAUCAUUAGAACGGCGUGGUAAUUACUUAUUAGUAUCAACAUUGUGGAUAGUUCUUGGUGUUUGUUAGUAAAUAAGCGACAAGCUUUGUAACUCUGUGUCAUAUGGAAUUAUGGAUUAUGGAAUGUGGUUUAUGUAAGGGCCUCUGAUUCAGUAACUAUUUUUUUGCAAAAAUAUAAUAAAACCACAUAGAAUAUUUAUAUCUAUACUAUUAAAGCAGAUGACUGCUUAUGAAUCUACCCCUGA
Molecule: messenger RNA, 1844 nt
Organism: Eruca vesicaria subsp. sativa (arugula)
Lineage: Eukaryota; Viridiplantae; Streptophyta; Magnoliopsida; Brassicales; Brassicaceae
Source: the annotation of a GenBank genome assembly